Messenger RNA from Punica granatum (pomegranate), 2457 nucleotides. The record is from RefSeq and is a predicted model, not a curated record. Lineage: Eukaryota; Viridiplantae; Streptophyta; Magnoliopsida; Myrtales; Lythraceae.
CCUCCCUCACAAAUCUCACCCAGACCAGACACAGACAAGACAUCUCAUGAAAACAGAAAAACAGAACACCCAACUUCUUCAAAACUGAUCAGACAGCCCCAACAAACACCUCUUCAUUCUCCCAAUUCAGGCAAGAAACCAUAAAGGGAGCUUCGAUCGAUAGGGACAUGUAUAGCUCAUCAGUUUAAUCCUAUAUAUUCCCAUGGCGGCUGCUGCUGUUGCUUCUUCUGUUAAAUCUUCUUCUUCUCCUCCUCCUCUCCCUCGACUGUAGAGAGUAAGAUCAUUAACCGUAUGGCCCGCGAAUCUCCCUCUUCUCCUCCUCCUUUAAACAACUUCCGCCUCCAUCGCCCUUUGUCCUGAACAGACGAGACAAACCUUUCCUUAAAUUCCAUGACAGUAAAUUUGCCUCCUUUAUGCAGAUCCAUUUCUGGGUUCGGCUUAGUUAAACUCAAAUCCGAUGGAUUUCCCCAAUGGUACAUCAGAUCAAGAACUCCUUUCCAGUUCACCGGGCCCCGGUCGGCCUGGUUGUCUCCCCGUCCGGCCCUUCUUCAGCGAGGAUGGUGGUUAUCCUUUUUCUUGGCUAGUAAAGCUGGAAUCGUUGAGUCCCCUGUCGGGAAGGGACAGGAGAGGGAAGAGAAGGGCAGGGAGGGCUUGGUACCAGAGGAGGAGGGUGAAGGCGGUGGUUGCAGUUAUUGGGAUGUUGGCAUGCUUCUUUAUCGUUGACUGGUUGAUGCUUCUGCGCCUACAAGAUCAUAAUAUCGAAAUCGAGGAUUUUGAGGUUAUUGGGAAUUCAUCCUCUUCUUCGUCUAACUCUUCGAAGGUGCCACCUCCGAUUAAGGGGGAACGGAGAAAACUUGGUAAAAAGAUAAAACCGCAGAAAGGUGUCUAUGGGAGGAUGUUGGCUUUGGCUGCCCAUGCCUUGGCAGAGGGACAUAAUAAACCCGAACCAAAAGAUCUGUGGCAAGAGCCGUAUGAUCUAGCUUCUGCAUGGAGACCCUGCUCUGACCAUCGUGACUGGAGACCUAGUGCAGGUGGCAAUAACGGAUACAUAUUGGUCACUGCAAAUGGCGGGAUGAACCAGCAGCGAGUAGCAGUAUGUAAUGCUGUUGCUGUUGCAAGACUGCUCAAUGCAACUCUUGUCAUCCCAAGAUUUUUGUACAGCACUGUUUGGAGAGAUUCAAGUCAAUUCAGCGAUAUCUAUCAGGAGGACUAUUUUAUUAACUACUUGACCCCUGAUAUUCGGAUAGUGAAGGAAUUGCCUGAAGAGCUACAGUCGCUAGAUUUGGAGGCAAUUGGUAGUGUUGUUACAGACGCAGACAUCCCAAAAGAGUCCAAGCCAAGCUUUUAUCUGAAACACAUUCUUCCAAUCCUUAUUCCUAACAGAGUUGUUCACUUCCUCGGUUUCGGAAAUCGCUUGGCUUUUGACCCCAUACCAUUUCAACUGCAGAGACUUCGAUGCAGAUGUAAUUUCCAUGCGCUGCAUUUCAUUCCCAAAAUUCAAGAAACCGCUGCUUUGCUUCUCCAAAGGAUGCGCCGGCAUGUUCACCCUGGGCCGCUAGAUAGACACCUUGUGGGUCCAUAUGCGGAAACAAUCUUGAAAGACAAGGGGUCACGUCCCAUGAAGAAUUCCAGAUACCUCUCCUUGCACUUAAGGUUUGAGAUUGACAUGGUGGCCCAUUCCUUAUGUGAUUUCGGUGGUGGAGAAGAAGAGAGACGAGAACUGGAAGCUUACCGUGAAAUUCAUUUCCCUGCUUUGGUACAACUAAAGGAGACAACUAGGUUGCCUUCUCCAGCAGCUCUGAGGGCAGAAGGUUUGUGCCCUUUAACUCCGGAAGAGGCUGUGCUGAUGUUGGCGGCUCUAGGGUUCCGAAGAAAGACUCAUAUCUUCGUGGCAGGUGCCAAUAUUUAUGGAGGGAGUUCGAGAUUGUCUGCUUUGAAUAGCUUGUACCCUAAUCUAGUCACCAAGGAGAGCCUGCUGUCUGCAACCGAACUCGAGCCUUUCAGAAACUUCUCAUCUCAGUUGGCAGCGUUGGAUUUUAUAGUAUGCGCCGCAUCAGAUGCAUUCGCAAUGACAGACUCGGGUAGUCAGCUUUCCUCUCUGGUCUCGGGCUACCGGAUAUACUUUGGAGGGGGGAAAAUGCCUACAAUUAGGCCAAAUAAAAGGAGGCUGGCAGCUAUCUUCGUGAAGAACUCAACGAUAGAGUGGCGGAUUUUCGAGCAGAGAGUGAGGAAAGCAGCGAGGCAGACCAAACACGUCCAGACGAGGCCGGUGGCUCGGAGCGUUUAUCGGUAUCCGAGGUGUAGACAGUGUAUGUGCAAUGCCGAUCCCUUUGCCAAUUUUAAGCAUUGAAACAUGUCUUUUCGAGAGGGGUUUAUUUGAUUCUUUUAAUUACUUUUGGUGUAAGCAGAUAUUUAUUUAAUUCAAUUCAAUUCGCAGUCUGAUGGCUUCACGAUUUC